AUGAGUCCCAAAAGUGAAGUACUGGUCGCUGCUGUCCUCAUUUUCCUGCUCGCUUGUGUCGAAUGUCAACUGACAUUCUCACCCGAUUGGGGCAAGCGGUCAGUGGGCGUUGGAGGAGGUGGUAGUGCUGGAGUAGCAGGCUCAAGCGCCUUCUUUGAACAGCAAGGCAAUUGCAAGACCUCGAACGAGAUGCUAUUGGAAAUCUUCAGAUUUGUACAGUCGCAGGCACAGCUUUUUCUGGAUUGCAAGCAUAGGGAAUGAGCUGGACAGACUCCGGUCGAGUUGACUUACACAAAUUCACACUAGGCUGUGUAUAUUACACACACCCGCAUCUAUAUACAUACGUAUUUAUUUAAAUAAUUAUGAAUUUCGUAUAUAUUUUAUGUACACGUAAUCGAGGUAGUCGGCAUUUAGAUUUAGAGGAAUUUCUAUAUAUGUUUCGUUUCUCAGUGUAACACUUAACCAUGAGCCUUGCUAAAGCUUAAGAUCACCAAGCGGUGACAAUAAACGGAUAUCAAUUAAGCGCAUACUAAACCUAAA
Scaptodrosophila lebanonensis is the source of this 540-nucleotide messenger RNA. RefSeq names its product adipokinetic hormone. The coding region runs from base 1 to 261 and encodes 86 amino acids. Gene Ontology annotation, cellular component: extracellular region. Lineage: Eukaryota; Metazoa; Arthropoda; Insecta; Diptera; Drosophilidae. The record is from RefSeq and is a predicted model, not a curated record. Gene Ontology annotation, molecular function: hormone activity. The transcript is spliced from 3 exons.